Molecule: messenger RNA, 235 nt
Organism: Symbiodinium pilosum
Lineage: Eukaryota; Dinophyceae; Suessiales; Symbiodiniaceae
Source: the annotation of a GenBank genome assembly
GUUGGAUAACAAGAGAAGUGCCUGGGUCAACCUCGGCGUGGUUGCCGCUUUGUUCACAACCCUCCUUUGGACGUCCAUCGUGGAGCCGUUCCAGAUCUGUGAUGCCGAUGACUGGCUGGCAAGCCACAGGGAGACUGCCAAGCAGGUGUUGACGGUCUUGCUCUACAUCGGCAUUACGUUUGGUCUGGUGGCGGUGGUUAUGGUGGUUCAGCAGCUGGUCCACUCCACUCAAUAU